Molecule: messenger RNA, 1464 nt
Organism: Prunus armeniaca (apricot)
Lineage: Eukaryota; Viridiplantae; Streptophyta; Magnoliopsida; Rosales; Rosaceae
Source: the annotation of a GenBank genome assembly
AUGGCUUCUACUCCGAGCACGAACCAGACCAUCCAUGGCGAUAACAAUACCGACGUCUCCUACUUUCAGAAAACAGUAUGUUUGAACGAUUGGUGGCUGAUUAAAGCCGAAAACGAGGUCCAAGGAAAGUGGCUAGCCGUCGCCGGUGUAUCUUCUAGAAAGGAAGGUGCCAGGCGAGUGUUCUCCUCUGCACCAAUAGCCAAAAGAUUCGAUGUUUUCACUCUCGAGACGGUGGAUGGCAUAUGUGUAGCCAUCAAAGGGUUCAUAAACAAGCAGAAGACUACUGAAAAUGGGUUUCCAUCUGAGGUUUUCAGUCAUUUUCUGUUUGGCUUUCCUCCUUACUGGGAACAAUGGGUUGCAAAGUUCUUUGGUGGAGACUCUACCACUACUUGUGCGGUUUCUGGAAGUAUUUCUGAUUCAGACAAGUUAGCUACUCAGCCAGGAAGCAUAAAAAGUUCUAUUCCGUCUUCCUUGCAUUUUGAUCAAGAAGAAACUCCAGUUGAGCAGGUCUCUUGUGAAGAUAGGCAUGAUGUUGAAGUCCCAAAACAGUUUUCUUCUGAGCUGCCUACGAAUGUCGCUGUUGAUGACUUCCCUAAACAUGCUGCUGAGGAGGAAACAGGCAGAGCAAAUAUUGGAGCAAGUGAUGUUCAGUGUAUUGGUAAACCAAUGCAUCUGGUAAGCAAUCAGAAGAAACCGGUAUCCAGAUGCUUUAUGAAGCAUAAAAGUACAAAUUCUAGUCCUGCAUCAGAGGCCUCUGAGAGCCUUGGUGGAAUAUCAGGUGCAACCACUCAGUCUGGGGGGAAAGUGGACAUAUCAGAGGAAUAUCCAAGCUAUUCUGUAGGCAGAGUGACCAGAAGUUUGUCAAGAAAUUUAAGUAGAAAAGGGAAAAAGAAGAAAAUGGUGGGAUGUGGCUUGAACUCUGAGAAAAAUACAGUGGAUUCUGUUCCAGCGGUGUUCAAAACUUUGAGCAAAAGUUUACAAAAUGAUAAUUGUAAAGUAGGAGGGAAAAGUAUGUCCCAUCCUUCAGAUUUUGAGUUUCAAGAACCAAAUUAUUUGAAAGUAAUAAAAAAACUUGAUUUUGGGUGUCUAGAAGAUGAUUUGCAGCAUACUCACAAGGCAAAACAGGGACAGAAUUGUGGAAAUAUUACAACUCAAGUAGGAGGAGAAAGUGAUGCUAAAGAAGAAAACACAUUCAGGAAAAGAACUAAGACAAACACUACCUUUUAUACAAAGGAAAAUCCCACUCUGGAGGUGAACAAGAAAGUGUCUAUUGCUUCUCCUGAAUCUUUGAAUAUGAGACGGUCCAGAAGCGGGAGACUACUUCUACCGACCAUGGAAUUCUGGCGCAAUCAAUUGGCAAUCUAUGACUCGGAUCGUAAGGUUACUGGAAUUCAGGGAGGCCUACCUGUAGUAACAACAUCAAGAGGCAGUAGCUCUGGGUCUCAGAAACGCAACAGACGAUAG